This is a messenger RNA of Doryrhamphus excisus (bluestripe pipefish), 1350 nucleotides long. NCBI's taxonomy places the organism in Eukaryota, Metazoa, Chordata, Actinopteri, Syngnathiformes, Syngnathidae. The record is from RefSeq and is a predicted model, not a curated record.
UCCACCUCUGUGUGCGAUGUGGAGCAACAUGCUUGUAUAAAGUUCCCGAUGCAAGGCAAUCGGUUUGACGUUCGAAGAUGCGCUCAUCAUUAAGACUUUUCCUUCUCUUACUGUGGGGGUGUGUGGAAGAUUCUUUAACCCAAAAAGGUUCCUCAGUUUGUCAAAUGCCACCUGACCUGGAAGGUGGGGUAACCAAGCAUGAUGUCAGGUUGGUGUACAGCCACAAUGAACAAGUUGAAUACAUGUGUCAAGAACACCACAUCAUGGAGGGGGGGGCCUACAAGACCUGCGUCAAUGGCGAAUGGACUGGAGAGAUGAGAUGCUUCAAACCAUGCAUUGUGACAACCGAAUCUAUGAGCAACCACAAUAUUGGAUUUCGAUUCGGUCGUCAUGACAAGUUGUAUUCACACCACAAUGACGCUAUCCAGUUCAGAUGUACCACAGGGACAAAGCACAGCGGCACUGUAGGUCUGCGACAAAGAUGUACAGACGGAACACUUCUACUGCCCACUUGCCUGUAAAGCAGGGGUGGGCAAACUACGGCCCGGGGUGCCACAUGCGGCCCACCAAGCGUUUCAAUCCGGCCCGCAAGUUGCUAUUUCAACUUUUAACAUACAAACUGGCAACAUGACUUGCAAGUCGGAUGCCUUAUUUAGUAAAAAACAACAUUCAUUCAUUUUCUACCACUUGUCCUCACGAGGGUCACGUGGGUGCUGGAGCCUAUCCCAGCUGGUUGCCAGCCAAUCACAGGACACAUAUAGACAAACAACGAUUCACACUCACAUUCAUACCUAUGGACAAUUUGGAGUCGCCAAUUAACCUAGCAUGUUUUUGGAAUGUGGGAGGAAACCGGAGUCCCAGGGGAAAAUCCACGCACGGGGAAGAACAUGCCAACUCCAUUUCUGUGUGGAGUGGAGGGUGAGAUUGAACUCGGGUCUCCUAGCUGUGAGGUCUGUGUGCUAACCACUUGACCGCCGUACAGCUCGUAAAAAAAACAACAAAAACUGUAAAAUUAAAUGACAUAGUUUGAUGUGGUCUGAUGUUUAAAGUGCUCCCGAAAAAAGGGACAUGAGAACAUAUAGCUGAUGGUAUAACAAUUUUACAUAUAAAAUGAGACACAUAAUUCAAGGAAAAUUUUCAGCAUAAACUAGUGUGUGUCUGUGUGUGUUAAAUAUAUAUUCUGGCCCCCCGGACAAUUUUGUUAACUCAAUGCGGCCCACCCCUGCUAUAAAGCUUCCAAGUGUUGACUGUACUUCAAGCCACUGUCAAUGUAAUUACUGCAUUGUGUAUUACUUUGAUAAAGAUGUCUUCACAAUAAAAGCAUGUUAUGCAAUGAUGCAAUGCAACAUG